GCAGAACUGCGAGCGCUCUGUGGUACAAAGGACCCAUACCAGUCAGGCACGGCGCAGCGUUACCAUGAUCUUCUCCAUCCCACCGAUAGAUUCCCAUCCCGCCUGCAUCACUUUAACGACCAGCUUCCAGCAAGUCCGCAAGCCUGACCGACGCUGCCCGGCCGCAGAAUGCACGGGGGAAAAAGAGGACUGGUGGCACCACAGAACACUUUUUUGGAAAAUAUUGUUCGUCGCUCAAGUGAGACAAGCUUCUUGUUGGGCAACGCUCAAAUCGUGGAGUGGCCUAUAGUUUACAGUAAUGACGGAUUCUGCAAGCUGUCUGGAUACCACAGGGCAGAGGUCAUGCAGAAGAGCAGCACCUGCAGUUUCAUGUACGGCGAGCUGACAGACAAGAAGACAAUAGACAAAGUCAGACAGACCUUUGAUAACUAUGAGUCCAAUUGCUUUGAAGUGCUGCUCUAUAAGAAGAACAGAACCCCUGUGUGGCUCUACAUGCAGGUGGCCCCCAUCAGGAAUGAGAACGAUAAGGUGGUCCUGUUCCUCUGCACUUUCAAAGACAUCACUGUCUUCAAGCAGCCUAUUGAAGAUGAGACCACCAGAGGAUGGACCAAGUUUGCCAGGCUGACCAGGGCUUUAACCAAUAGCCGGAGCACACUUCAGCAGCUCACACCAAUGAACAAGACUGAAGUCAGCCAUAAGCAUUCACGACUGGCAGAGGCUCUUCAGCUGGGCUCGGACAUCCUCCCUCAAUAUAAGCAAGAGGCUCCUAAAACUCCACCUCACAUUAUAUUGCACUACUGCACCUUUAAGACCACUUGGGACUGGGUCAUCCUCAUCCUCACCUUCUACACGGCCAUCAUGGUGCCCUACAAUGUGUCUUUUAAGACCAAACAGAACAACCUGGUGUGGUUGGUACUGGACAGCGUGGUGGAUGUCAUCUUCCUUGUGGAUAUUGUGUUGAACUUUCAUACAACUUUUGUGGGACCUGGAGGAGAGGUCAUAUCUGACCCAAAGCUCAUACGCAUGAACUACUUGAAGACCUGGUUUGUCAUAGACCUGCUGUCUUGCCUGCCCUAUGACAUCAUUAAUGCCUUCGAAAAUGUGGAUGAGGAUCCCAUUGCAGACUCUUCUGCAGUGGGCCACUUGCCAGCUGCGGCCCACUCUCAACGCAACGGCACACGUGCGGAGGACUCAGUGUUGCCUGGUCUCAGCAGCCUCUUCAGCUCAUUGAAAGUGGUGCGUUUACUCCGUCUGGGUCGAGUGGCGCGCAAACUGGACCACUAUCUGGAAUACGGCGCUGCUGUGUUAGUUUUACUGGUGUGUGUCUUUGGCUUGGUGGCACAUUGGCUGGCUUGCAUCUGGUACAGCAUUGGUGAUUACGAGAUCAUCGAUGAGGGCACCAACAACCUCAAGAGGGAGAGCUGGCUUUAUCAGUUAGCUAUCAGCAUUGGGACACCAUACCGCUACAACGCCAGUGGCUCUGGCCAGUGGGAAGGCGGUCCCAGUAAACACACACUCUACAUUUCAUCUCUCUAUUUCACCAUGACAAGCCUCACCACCAUUGGCUUUGGGAACAUUGCACCUACUACAGACGGGGAGAAGAUCUUCUCCGUGGCCAUGAUGAUGGUGGGCUCUCUUCUGUACGCCACCAUCUUUGGAAACGUGACCACCAUCUUUCAGCAGAUGUAUACGAACACCAAUCGCUACCAUGAGAUGUUGAACAAUGUGAGAGACUUCCUGAAGCUCUAUCAGGUGCCUAAAGGACUGAGCGAGAGAGUGAUGGACUACAUUGUGUCCACAUGGGCCAUGACCAAAGGCAUAGACACAGAGAAGGUUCUGUCCAUCUGUCCUAAGGACAUGCGUGCAGACAUCUGUGUGCACCUCAACCGCCAGGUGUUCAACGAGCACCCUGCCUUCCGGCUGGCCAGUGACGGCUGUCUGCGCUCUUUGGCGGUGGAGUUCCAAACCACACACUGCGCUCCGGGAGAUCUCAUCUUCCACGCAGGGGAGAGCGUGGACACUCUUUGCUUUGUGGUUUCUGGAUCGCUGGAGGUCAUUCAGGAUGAUGAGGUUAUUGCCAUUUUAGGUAAGGGUGACGUGUUUGGUGAUGUGUUCUGGAAGGAAUCAACACUGGCUCAUGCCUGUGCUAACGUGAGGGCUUUGACAUACUGCGACCUGCAUGUCAUCCGGAGGGAUGCGUUACUCAAAGUGCUGGAGUUCUACACGGCCUUUGCCAACUCCUUCUCCCGAAACCUCAUCCUCACCUGCAACCUCCGCAAGCGGAUUGUUUUCCGUAAGAUUGUUGAUGUCAAGAAGGAGGAAGAGGAGAGGAGGCACCAGAAAAAUGAGGUGACGUUGUCAAUCCCUGUAGACCAUCCCGUCCGAAAGCUCUUCCAAAAGUUCAAGCAACAGAAAGAGAUGCGCACACAAGGUUCAUCCCAGCAUGACUUGGAGAGGAACCAGUUUCAGGUGGAACACCACCUUCAUCCACUCUCCCACCAGAUUCAUCAGCAGCAAUAUCAGCCCCAGUACCAGGGCCACCACCCUCUUCAACAUCAACACGUGGCUCCCAUGCAAAACGGGGCCCCUGGAUCAGGAAAUGGGAACAGUGGUUCUAGUGUUGUCACCGUUUCACAGAUAACCCCAAUUCAGAGCGCCCUAGCCUAUGUUCAGACUGAGGAAUCGAACAGAAGUGAAGGCCAUGAGGCUAUGGAGCUCAAACCCAGCUUUGGUGUAGAGGACUCACAUUGUCUGAAGGUAACAAGUCCAGUGAGACCAAGAGGAGGAAGAGGACGUGGCUGGAUGCGUUUUCAUAACAUUGCAUCAGGAUCAUCUCCUAUGCUUCCGCUGGAACUAGAGAAGCAGCCGCAGCAGAAGGAAGAGGAAUGGGGGGAUGUAGCCCAGCCGCUAAAUGUGAUAUCCGAAGAUCGAAAAAGCCAGGAAGCAGAGGGUGGGCGGUCUAGCGAAAGGGGUCCCGGUGGAAACAGUAACAGUAGUGAUGAGACUGAUGAGAAUAGUGCUCUACACAAGACUGAUUCUUGCGACAGCGGAAUCACAAAAAGUGACUUGCGUAUAGACCGGGUAGGUGAUUCACGGAGCCCAUACGAGAGAUGCUCAAUGGAAAGGAGCCCAUACGAACAGCCCAGUCCUGGAGUGGGCGACAUGACCCUUCAGGGUAUUCACUUUCCACCUGUCCCUGAACAGACUGUGCUUCAAAACACUCUGUACGAGGCAAAGCUGGAGCUAAAAGGUGACAUCCAGACAUUAAAUAGCCGGCUAGCAGCUCUGGAGGACCAGGUGGGGGAGAUUCUGAGACUUCUUUCUGAGAAGAGGAAACCUUCCCCACCUCCUCAGACCUCCUCGCCAAAAACCCCACUUCAGUGCCAGGACAUCUUUGCCGUUUCUCAGCCUGUCACUCCAGAAACGGAGGGGGACAAUGGACCUCUUUGAAUUAGGAUAAAUAUAUUUAGAUAUUGAUAUGCUGUUUUUAUCACUUCCCUUCCUCACACUCAGGAAGGAAAGGUGAAUAUUGAUGAUUAGAGGAAGGAUCCUUGCUGUUGUAAAUAUAUGCUUGCAUGUCCAGCUGGAUUCUGGCCUGCCAAUGAAAUCUUCUCUACAGAUAGUAGUUGCUUGUACACGUACAGAGUCGGCUGCAUGCGGAGAUGAUUUUAUUCUGACCUUGCACAUGGGAUCUUCUAACCAGGUGAUAUUUCAGGGCAUUUUCUCUUUGAAUGACAGCUUGAUGCCCUAGACGUGGAAUCUUGGGUUGCUGGAAGACAAAAUCAGGCUUGGUUUAAUGCCGCUAUUGGUCAUUCUUCAUAGUGGAAUGGCUAUUAAUAGCUAUAGUCAUUUAAAUUAGACAGUUAGUCAAAAAUUGACUGAUGUCGUUCCAAAUAUGUAUGACUUGCUUUCUUCUGUAGAGCCUAAAAGAAGAUAUUUUGAAGAAUGAGUUACCUGUUUUUGUUGGUAAUACAGUGAGAUCCAACAUACCGUUAGACCCUAUAAAAUUUCAUUGUAUGGACUAAAAACAGACAUUUUUCAAGAUUUUGUGUUUGACUCAAAGAAAAGUCAUACAGGUUUGAAACAACAUGCGGCUGAGUUAUUGAUGACAGGUCUUUGAUUUUUAGGUGAACAAUCCCUUUAGCACAGUUUUCUCAAAUACUAUUUCCCCCAGUAUGCAGUUCUCCUUUAUAAGCAUAAUGAUUGGAAGUUUGCAGGAUUGUUUGCCUAGGUGAUUUCUUGGAUGUGUUUAAGGCGAUAAUCCAAAAAACUAAACUCAUUUUUGAUAUUCAAAACACAUUUCAUUACCAACACUGUUCAAAUUCCAUUAUCAUUAUCGCCUUUUCUGUAUUUAUUUUGUGGAAAGUUAUGAUAGAUAAGAGAGGAAUGAGUUAGCCCAAUUUUUGAGGGGCUGUUUUACAUGUUUUAGAGAGAUAUAUCUGCAUGCUGGAUGGAUUUAGCUCUGGCAUGGUAGGACUAGGGACUAAUUGUUUUUCCCUUAUCAAUUAUGCAAACAUACAAAGUGCAAGUCUCAAAGGGGGUUGGGGGGUGGGGGGCUGCAUUUUGGGAAAGCAUGAACACAUUCAGGUCAUUUGGAAAUUAUACAAGCAUGCAUUGAAUUCUUUGCAUGGCAUCAACAUUGUGUGUUACAUAUGAAAGGUCAUGGAUUUCUAGUUAUGUUUCCCAAGAGAUAUCAAUGUAUGCUACCCACAUACAAUUUCAUUCCAGAUGCAUAUUUCAGAACCUUUAGAUUUUAAUCCAGUACCCACUGGAUUACAGCCACACUAAACUGCUUACUAAGGCAGUGAUAUUGAAUGAACCUUUCAGUUGGUCAUUUGAAAGUGCUGUGGGGAACUAAAUAUUGCAUUAUUAUAGCCACAGGCAGUGACUCACUAGGUAUCAGCAUACUCAUGGGUGCUUUAGACGGUUUAUAGUGUAAUGACUAAUGCCCCUUCACCUCUUAUUUCCCAUCAGUUCUAUUGUAUGUUAUUAGUCCAUUCUGGUGAUGUUCAUACCAAACACAAGGGAUGUUGAAUUGUGAAUAGGGUUCGGGUGAGAGACUAUUAAGAUUAAUAUAAGAACAACAGGAGUGUUGGCUGUUACUGCAUACAGAUCCUUUUACAUAAAAAUGUUCUAUCAUGAAGCAAUCCACAAAUAAGCAACAGUACAUAAAAGCAAUAGCUUUUAACAUAUCCCUUCCAUUAUUCUCCAGUUUGGUUUCCUCUUUGAUGAACACAUGCUCAUAACUGUAAGUGCUCAGAUAAUAAUAUUAGUUCACUACUAAUCGUUUGUUUUAAUCAUUAUUGCAGAUAUUAUGUUGUUAAUUGGGACCAAAGACUAAUCGCAUUAAAUCAGUGUCCUUCUCAAAUUCCCAGCCCCAUUGUUACCUGUCACCAGUGGAUGGUGACAAAACCUUAUUGGGUUUUCUGUUUUGCUACUUGAGCAAAAUAAACAUAAGAUAGAUGAGAGUUUCACUAAAUAAAUUGUUUAAAUGAAAUGAGAACAAAUACAUUUGAAAGAAUUGUCUUUGGCUAAACUAUCCCUUUAAAGUGGACUUCAACUUUUUUUAAAUUUAAAAAUAUAUAUAAUAAAUAGCAGUAAUAAUUUUUAUUCUUUUUCGUUCACUGGUGUCAUGCCUUGAGAUUUCAGUGUCCUGUGCUCCUUCAUUGUGUUUGAGUUAUUUUUUCCUGUCAUUCAGCCCAGCGGAGAGGAGCACAGACAGUGAAAGGGAUUAUUCUUUGAGUCUCCCAUGAAAUUGAAGAGAUGGAUAUAAUAGAUGCUAAAAGCUGUAAUAGUGUGGCAGACGACGUGUGUCCCUGUAAUGGAAUGGAGCUGACUCGCUGCGUGGACCCCAGGGUGCCUGUUUUGAGGAUUACACACAGAUUUGGGAAAGCUAUGAGGGUAUUGGGCUCCACUGGGUAUUGAAACUUUUCGGAGUGGGAAGGGUUUGAGAUGACGUGCCCGAUCCUGAGCACCACAAGCCCAGUGAGGCGUUGGGAGUCUGGCAUCUGACUGCAUGCUGCAUUUUUGAACUGUAUAAAACUUAAUGCCAAUGAGAAUGAUAUUUGCCUGCCAAAGCAGUGUUUAGCUGCGACUUUUCGUGCACACACACAAAACGGGCAGAGGCCUGGGCACUAAAUCACUAAAAACUCAUCACAAAACACAGUGUUGAAGACAUUACAUGUGUAUACAGCAAAUGCCUAUUAGCAUAUGCUGGUCAUUGCACCACAGUCAGCAAACAUAGCAACUGACAUUAAAUUGACAUUUAUUAUUUCUUCAGUUUUUAUACCGUAGACAAGUAGUUUAUUUAAUAACACAUAAGAAUAGUUUUUCUCAUAGAAAAUAUUAGCUGUUGUGCCUUUUCAAAGGAUUCAUACUGUUUAAAAUUUUCUUCACAAAGGAAAUAUUUUGGCUUUUUUGACACUAACCAUUUUAAGUAAGUAUAUUAAGAAGUAUAUUAAUUUUGCCCUAGUAUGUAUUCCUACUCAAGCUCUGUCAGGUUGCAUAAGUGUCUUGAGAAAAAGGACCUUUAUAAAGUGCACCCAUAAAUUCUGAGUUGGACAAAAAAAUCUGGAUUUGUUAAAGGGAUAGUUCACCCAAAACUUCUUGUUUCGGUCAGUUCUGUCAGAAUGUUGGUAACCAACUGUGUCAGAUAUGUUUCUUUGUAUUUUGGUUCUUUCUUUCUCAUUGAUUUAGUUUCUCAGUCAGUUUGAUUCAUUCAUUCUGUAUACAUUACUGUAUUAAUUAGCUCAUUAGUUUCUUAAUUUUUAUUAUUAUUUAUUUAUUUAUUUUCUCUUUUUUUUGGUCAGUUUCCUUUUUCUGGUGUAGUCCAUGUUACGGCCUAUUUUGGAACAUUAUCUUCGGUCACACUUUAUUUUAAGGUUCAGUUCUCACCAUUAGCAAACUUUUGCUAUACUACACUUCUAUUUUGCUGCUUGUUUAGGUAUUAGGUAGGAUAUUAAAUAUGUUCAUUCAGAAUGUGUGCUUUAAAAGUACUAAUAAACAGCCAAUAUAUUGACAGUACUGUAACAAUGCUAAUAACAUCUAGUUAAUAGUGAGAAUUGGUUCUUAUACUAAAGUGUUACCUUAUUUUCUUCGCCAAUCUUGUCUCUGUGUGACACCGGUCAACUAUUUGGUUACUACCAUUUUUUUUAAAUAUCUGCUUUUGUGUUCAUCAGCAGAAAGAAACUCAGGCAUGUUUGAAACAAGUAUAAAUGACAGAAUGUUCAUUUUUGGGAACUAUCCCUGUAAUAAGCGUUGUCUUUUUGCUUAACAUUGUCAUCUUGCUUGAAAACAGAUUCUUCGGGGCUUCUAUGUUUUCCUGCAUUUAUUUUUACGCUUUGCCCUGCUAGGGAAAGAAGCAUCCCCACAACAAGAUAGUGUGUUUCAGAUCAUGUGACAUUGGCUUACAACAAGCAUGGCGUUUAAUCUACUGUCCAAGCUCAAUUUUCAUCUCAUCAGACAAACAAAUCUUCUCCCAGCUGGCUUUAAUGUUUCCCACAUGUCUUCUAGUAAAGUGCCGACGAGAUGUCAUAUGCCAUUUUCUAACAGAGGCUUCUCUCUGUCACUCUCCCAUAAAGCUGUGUCUGCAAAGCAUUUCCAUUUCUUAAUUACUGGUUUAACUCCAAGAGAUAUUCAGUGGCGCAUCCAUCUCCUGGCUUGUGCUUUUCUAUUACUCUUUUCAGAGUUGCUUGGAGUGUUAGUUUUUCCUCAUGGUUUAUGUUCUGCCGCAGUUCUGACUCACCAAAACUUGGACCUCGCAGAUAGAAGUAUUUAUAGUCAUCGAAGUAUGCUCACAAGUCCAUUUAACUAUUCAUUUAACGUUAAGUAUUUAUGACUACAAACCAUUUGGCUGCACCAAUAGUGGUAUUGGUGAGUCACAUGCAAGGAUGAAAACUGAUUAUAUUCAUAAUCACUUCUUAGAGUGUUUUCUCUUUUGAAAUUAAAGUCUCUUUAAUGAUCAGUGUCAAAAAGCCAAGUAAAGUCCUAUGUGAUUCAGUGCUGUUCAACAAUGGAACAUGAAAAAAGAUAGUAUAUAGGAACUGUAAAGGUGAAGAUUAGGCAUUCACCUCAAAAUUGUCACAAGAACCUUGUUUAUGAAUGAAAAGGUGGUUGAGGUUUAAAUUCAUUUUUAACUGGACAGAUAUUGGUGUCAGAUAAGCCGUCAAUUCAAGCUGAUCUGCGGUUCAUUCUUUCUUUCAGACCUGCAUGUUUCAGACGUCAGCAGAAUUUCAUUGCUCUCAUCUGCUCUCAUAGCUAAAGUGCUGCCCAGGCUCCUCUUAACCCUUUUGGAAGCAGUGACCACUGAGUUUAUUAAGCUCCUUUUCCACUGUAAAUGAGACUGCCUUUUUAUCAGUGUAAAAAAUAUUAUAAUAUUUCUGAGGGAGGUGCGGGGAAAAGUGUUUAUUUUUACCACACUGGCAUGAAUAUUAAGAAUUUGUUAUAUACAGUGUAAUACACUGAUGUUAUAAAAUAAAAAUUUAA
Messenger RNA from Puntigrus tetrazona (Sumatra barb), 8484 nucleotides. RefSeq names its product potassium voltage-gated channel, subfamily H (eag-related), member 5a (gene kcnh5a). NCBI's taxonomy places the organism in Eukaryota, Metazoa, Chordata, Actinopteri, Cypriniformes, Cyprinidae. The coding region runs from base 169 to 3450 and encodes 1093 amino acids. Gene Ontology annotation, molecular function: voltage-gated potassium channel activity. Gene Ontology annotation, cellular component: membrane. The transcript has 12 exons. The record is from RefSeq and is a predicted model, not a curated record. Gene Ontology annotation, biological process: potassium ion transmembrane transport; regulation of membrane potential.